AUGGAUUUGGAACGGAUCAAGCAGAAUCUCCGACUACGCUCUGGACGUUCAAAGAAAAUCCGCAAGCCAGUUCCAUUGCAGCUUGAUUCCAAAGACCAAUUCAACAAUACGUCGCAGAAUAAAAGUGCACCAAAUACCGCGGUUCGUCUACAGGAAAGACCUCAAACCCGGCACAAUCACGAGCCGGCUAAAGAUGAACCAUCUCUCCGCAACUGGGAUCAUCAAACCGCCCUCCCUCAAUUCCCUACCACUGGCCCGGGACAUGUGCAAAAAGAUCGUCCAAAUUUGUCUCACGCUGUGACAGCCUCAGGCCCCUACGAGCAUUCAAAUUCUUCACCAAAUAAGCGAUCGUCUCGCUUUGGCCUUUCGGGAAUAGAGCGGCCCCGGAAAGAACGUUCCCCGGUUAAAGCCUCACAACCAGAAUCGGCACCACCCUUGCAAAGGACACUGUCAGAAGCCGACAUUGGUGGUGCCUUUACUUCAGAUACUUCGGACGCUUUGGACUUUGAUCUGAGACCACCUCCACCACGGCCGAAGCCACCAUCCAUUGAAUCUUUGGCGGAAGCUCUUUUUUCCGCUGGACAUUUGAAUGUUCUACUCCGUCAUCCACAUUAUCUCGCCCAAUUCACUGUCUUUGUGGGGAAAUACAGACCCCACUACCACAGCACAAUUCUUCGUUAUCUUGAAACACAGAAAGCAAUCAAAGCUGUGGAGUAUGCCAACUCGGUCGCUGAAGGUAUCGAAUAUCCUACAGAAAGUGAGCAUGGAGAAACGUUGCAGACCAGGCCCUCAUCUGCGGCAACCUUGGACAACGCAUUCGCAGAGGCAAACUCUUCUUCGUUCCAAACACUGCUCGAUUCGGCACUUCCCAUGUACAUUACCUAUAAACUCGUGAAGAUGGCGACUGAAUGCCUGGUCAAUGAGAUUGCUGGACGACGCACCCCUUUGAUGAUAGACCUCGUCAAUGGCCUGUCAGAGGUCUUCUGCCUUACAGAUCCUAACCAGCCUGACAAUCCCAUCAUCUAUGCUAGCGAGGAGUUUUAUCGUCUCACUGGCUAUGGCCGCGAUGAUGUCAUUGGACACAAUUGCCGGUUCCUUCAGGGCGCGAACACUACUCGAGGUUCCGUGGCACGGCUACGACAAGGUAUUCGAGAAGGUAAACAGACUUGUGAAGCAUUAUUGAAUUAUCGGCGAGAUGGAAGACCUUUCAUCAAUCUAUUGAUGAUCGCGCCCCUCCAUGACGACAAGGGAAAUGUCAAAUAUCACAUAGGGGCUCAAGUCGACGUCACGAGGCUCGUAGAGAAAGGUAAAGCUUUUGAUUCGCUUGAGCGAUACCUUAUCAUGCAAGAGAUUGAGAAGAGAGAAAAAGAAAUGAACCGGUAUUCUGACAAAGAGGACCCACAAGAUACGCGAAAAUCCAGAACACUUGCGAAACUGCGUGAUCUGAGCGAGAUGUUCGACUUGGAAGAGUCUGCAGUGGUUCGGUCUCACAGCAGGUCCGCUUCCCUGACAGCAGAAGAUGCGGAGCGAAGUAAUAGCAGUGGCCGACGCGUUGUCUUGGGCGAGUCUGAUUCCACCUCUGAGCAUGAGGAGCAGGAAAGUGAAGACAAGACAUGGAAUCUAGCUCAAUCUGGGAAAUCUGGACUGUCGGGCACACUUCCUGGGGUUUACGACAGCUACAUGCUGAUUCGAGCAGCGGCGUCACUACGAGUUGUUUUCCAAUCACCGACAUUGAGACAGAGGUUUGGUAACGUCGUCCAACAUCCAUUCUUGUCUCACAUUGCGGCACCGUUAAACACUCUAGCAGGACUCAAGGAAAGUCUGGGAAGCGGUGUUGCCGUCUCCGCCAAGAUAAACUUUAUGCUCGAUCCUGGAAAACGACGUGAUGGGACAGAGAUAAAGCCAGGGUCGAAACCCGACAAUUCCCGCCCAUGCUGGAUCUCAGCCACUCCUCUGCUAGGUAGCGACGAUAGUAUUGGUGUUUGGAUGAUUGUGUUUGUUGAGAAAAGAAAAGUGUCCAACGCCAGGACUACCCAAAACCAGAUCCAGUCUGAAGAGCCCACCAAAGAAUCAGCAGGCCUCUCACGCAAAGACCGGCCUACAAAAGUCGAAAUUCCUGCUCGUAAGUCAUCACAGCGUCUACGGCCAUCGAAGUCAGCACUGGAGUCUAAAGCGGAUCUCUUGAAUGAUGAUGUGCCUAUGAAACCUAAGCGACUUGAGGAUGUUACGGAGUCUGUGAAUAGUGCUGAGUCUACCUUACGAGCAGGAACGGAUGAUGGCAAGGGAUCUGGUGGCGUGGUCGAUAAGGAGGAGAUAGAGUUGGGCGAGAAGAAUGAAACUGCCAAAGAGGAACCAGAGCAAGAAGUUGAAAGAGACGAGGCAAAGCCCACUGCCAUAACAACACCCCACAUGGAAGAAGAACACGAUACUGUUCCUGACGAGCUGUCGUCACCCAUCCUGGAGCCUGCCGUAGAACGCAAGCCAUCCGAUGACCUGUUUGUCCGCCCAAAGUUGCAGACGCAGGACACUCAGAAGUCGGAGCGUAUUCACAUCCGCGCUGAUAGCGAUACAGAACCCCCGGCAUUGUCGACAAUAGAUCUUGACAAGGCGCUGGUGAGGUCGCUACCGGGCAGCAGAGCCGGCACUGGUCUUGCUAUCCACAACUUCCCAUCUCCACCCAUGUCUCCAGAGACACUCAACGUAUUCCAUGGCUUCUCGGAUGACGAAGAAACUCCGCGCCGAUCAGGCCAUGCUGUUCCAAUCGGCAAAAAAUCGUCACUGACGCCUCAACACAAGGAGGGCGACCUCGAGUCUCCUUCCGGAAAACCAAACGGCAAGCACUAUAUGGACUAUCUCCGUCAUCCCGGUAGUGGUAGGAGUUCGGGGGAAUAUAAUCACACUCUUACGGGCUCGGUACUGGUCAAUUCCAUGUAUCAUGUGGAUGAAGAUGGGAAACAUUGGGUCCAGGAUGGCGAGGAUGACUUUCCCGACCGUGAGUGUCUUGGUUCUCCAUACAGCGUUGAUUAG
Exophiala bonariae is the source of this 3027-nucleotide messenger RNA. RefSeq lists its product as uncharacterized. NCBI's taxonomy places the organism in Eukaryota, Fungi, Ascomycota, Eurotiomycetes, Chaetothyriales, Herpotrichiellaceae. Gene Ontology annotation, cellular component: nucleus. The record is from RefSeq and is a predicted model, not a curated record. The transcript has a single exon. Bases 1 to 3027 code for a protein of 1008 amino acids.